Melitaea cinxia (Glanville fritillary) is the source of this 2037-nucleotide messenger RNA. RefSeq names its product dystrophin-like. The transcript has 11 exons. Gene Ontology annotation, biological process: synaptic signaling. The record is from RefSeq and is a predicted model, not a curated record. Gene Ontology annotation, cellular component: plasma membrane. NCBI's taxonomy places the organism in Eukaryota, Metazoa, Arthropoda, Insecta, Lepidoptera, Nymphalidae. The coding region runs from base 139 to 2037 and encodes 632 amino acids.
UUUUUAUGGCGGUUAACUAUUAUUAUAUUUGAUGUUGUUUUAAAUGUUUUAUCAAGAAAAAACAAUUUAUCCGAAAUAAAAAUACUCUAGGGUGUAUAUGAUAAUUAAACUAAGAUGCAAUUGUUUUAAUUAGCAAUAAUGGAUACAUUAAAAUGGAAAAAAAUUGAAAAUGAAGCGGGUUAUCCCUGUUACAUCGAUGAAACUAGUGGUAAACAAAGUUAUGAUCAUCCUCAGUUCAGUAAAAUUAUGGAUUCUUUGGAGGAAUACAAUGAAAUCAAAUAUAGUUGUUAUCGAAUAGCUUUCAAAGUAUUUGCCUUACAAAGGAACCUUCAAGUGCCACCUCUCCGCAUCAGUUCAGGGGUCUUUGCAAGACAUCAACUCAGUUUAUCAGAGAGCAGUUUGUCUCUAGACACUGCGGAGCUGGAGGCUGUGUUGGCUGAUAUUUAUUUUGCUGCUGAAAAGGAAGGAUUGUUCUCUGGAGAUGUAGACUUGACCGUGGAUCUCUUGAUCAACUUGUUACUAAAUGUUUAUGAUAAGGAUAGAAAUACGCCAAUAAGGGUCUUAGCUGCUAAGACACUAUUGAUACUUCUUAGUGAAGAACCUAUAGCAGACAAGUGGGUAGCCCUUGCUAAUUGUUCUGCAGACCACAAUGGCUGUGUAUCACCAAAGAGGUUAGCAGCUUUAUUAGCCCAUGUUAUGGCUUUACCGAAAUAUCUUGGCUGCCAAAGUGACUAUUUACAGAGCGAUGUGGACUCUUGUUUUGAAAAUAACGCGGGCAUGCUAGGCGUGAGCGCCCGCGGCGUGUGCGCGUGGGGGACGUCCCGCUGCGCGAGCACGCGCUGGCUGCCCGCGCUGCGCCGCGUCGCCGCCAGCCGCGCGCGCCACCGCAACGACCUGAGCGCAGUCUGCUCAGCGUGCGCGGCGCCGCUCGCUCAGAUGCUCAAAUUUAAAUGCUCAAAAUGUAAUAUAUUCCUCUGUGAAAAUUGCUAUUUAUAUGAUAAAGACUUAUCAAGUGUUCCUGGACAUAAAAAGACUCAUUUAGUUCAAGAAAUUAUUGAAGGAGAGAUAAAACCCUCAGAAUGUCUAAGCUUCAUUAAAGGUAUGAAGAAAUUUUUCUUUUGUACUAAGAAAAAGAAAAAAUCUAACAAAAAGGGUCGAAAAAACAUCGAAAAACUAUCAAACGCUGGGUCUGUCAGGCGAAAGGAAAAACCGGUUAUAUUCACAUCAACAGUGGGAAAGGCGUCUGGUAAUAAAAAUAACCCAGCUGUCACCUUGCAGGAUGUUAUAACACAGCUGGAAAAUGAGAAUAAAGCCAUAAAAGAUCUCACAGAUCAAUUGGAAGCAGCUGUUAAAAAUGACAAUAAUGAUCUAAAAGCGAAGGUAGAUGAACAUUAUAAACAGAUAUCGACUCAGAUAAACAGACUUAAAAUGUUAAAGGAUAACUUACUGAACACCCAAAAUCUCCCAUCUGAAUCGACAAGUGACAAAACUGACCGACCACAAGCAUUCGAUUUGUUCAGUCCCAUACCAAUUGUUGAAGAGAAACCAAAAGUAACUGAAAACGUUAAAAAUCAACCAAGAGUCCUGAGUAUGGAUUCUGGAAACUUCUCAGUUGCAUCAAAACCUGAUAGUCAGAAUCUAUUGACAAUGUCCGGAGAUGCUUUGAAGCCUGUUGUAGUUCAUGCUACUUCUGAUAGUAUAACAACUGUGUCUAUGAAUGAUGUGAGCAAUUGGUACAAUGACACAGAGAGCACAAAUCGCCCCACAGUAGGUAACAUUUCAACAACAGAGCAACGCUAUGCAGCGGACUUGCAAAGUGUCGAGCGUGGGAACCGGAAAGUGAGAGAUCUCAACGCAGAUCUGGAUGCUGUGCUGGACCGCCUGCAGCAGAUAUUGACACACAACUUCGCUAUGGAUGAUUCGUGUUUUGACAACACUCAGCUCAGAGAAACAGCCAACGAGAUGGAAGGUCUGCUUGGUUCACUUAUACGAGGUGUGGAAGAACGGGCAACACUUAAUGCUAAGGGACUUGUGUGA